ACCAAAGCCUCCCAGAUCUCCUUCCAUUGGCAAUUCCCAACCUCUUUCACUUUUACUAUUUUCCAUUUCGUUGUAAUCUCAAAUUCCAAAAUUGUAAUUUCGUAUUACCAUAGAUCAUCAAGUGCAUUAGUUCUCAAAGACGAAAUUCAAGUUUUCACAUUCUCAACACGAUGGCUAGGGAAAUUGUGAGCUCCAUGACUGAAGGAAUUGUGAGCUCGAUCACUGGUGAAAUUGUAAGUAAGUUGAUUUCAUAUGCUACUAAGCUGAUCAGCAGUGCUCGGGGUUGCGAGGACGAGCUAAGAGGGAUUCGUCAAUCAUUAACCAUGAUGCGAGCUGUUCUGGCUGAUGCCGAGAAAAGGCAAGUGAAAGAUGAGUCUGUGAAGCUUUGGCUCCGGAUGCUUGAAGAUGUUGCUUAUGAAGCUGAUGAUGUGCUGGACGAGUUUGCAUACGAGAAUCUCCGGCAAAAGAUAGAAGUUGGAAACCAAAGGAAGAGAAAGGUACGUGAUAUCUGUUCAACCUCCAAUCCCGGUUUAUUCCACCUCCCAAUGGCAGACAAAAUUAAGGCUAUUCAGGAAUCAUUGGUAAGAGUAGAGGACUUGGCAAAUAAGUAUGGUUUUGCUAAAUUAUUGUUAGUUGAAUUAGUAGAUACUAACAAUGAAAUUAUCCCAAACCGAGAGACAAACUCCUUUCUUAAUCAUUCAGAAGUUAUAGGAAGGCAAAAUGAUGUUUUGGAAAUAGUGAACUUGCUAACUAGUACAACCAAUCAACAACUCUCAGUCCUUCCUAUAGUUGGAAUGGCGGGUUUGGGAAAGACAACUUUCGCAAAACUUGUGUACAAUCAUGAGCUAGUAAAGAAACAUUUUGAUAAAACAAUAUGGGUAUGUGUCUCUAACGAUUUCAAUGAAAAAAGGAUUUUAAAAGAGAUUCUAGAAUCCCUUACCAAUAAAUCAAGUCAAUUACAAAGUGAGAAUGCAAUACUUCAAAACCUUCAAAAAGAGUUGCAAGGAAAAAGAUACCUUCUCAUUCUUGAUGAUGUCUGGAAUGAAGAUCAUAUGAUAUGGGAUAAAUUAAGAGGCUGUUUGUUAGGAAUUAAUUCUAAUAUUGGAAACAAUAUCAUUGUAACAACUCGUAGUGACAAUGUUGCAAGAAUCAUGGAGACAAUUCCCUCAUAUCACUUAGAAAAACUACGUGAAGAUGAAUGUUGGUCUAUAAUUAAGAAAAUGGUAUCUUCAAUUCCGUUAACUCCAGAUUUGGAGACAAUCGGAUAUGAUAUUGCCAAAAAAUGUGGAGGGGUCCCAUUAGCUGCAAAAGUCCUAGGAGGGACAAUGACUCGUAAAAAUGAAAAAAGUGAAUGGUUAGCAAUUCAAAGCAAUGAAAUUUGGAAUUUUCCAGGCGCUAGCAACAAGAUGUUACCAAUAUUAAAAUUGAGCUUUGAUCAUCUACGAUCACCAUCUCUUAAAAAAUGCUUUGCAUAUUGUUCAAUUUUUCCGAAAGAUUAUGAGAUUAAAAAGGAAGAGUUAAUUCAGUUUUGGAUGGCUGAAGGGUUCCUUCAACCAUCUCAAGGAAGUUGUGUGGUAAUGGAGGAUAUUGGUAACAUGUAUUUUGAUAUUUUGUUGGCAAAUUCCUUAUUUCAAGAUGAGAAAAAGGAUGAGUUUGAUAAUAUUAUCAAUUGCAAGAUGCAUGAUUUGGUACAUGAUCUUGCACUCUCAGUUUCAAAAUCUGAGACCUUAUUUUUGAAUAAGGAUUUGGAGGGUGACAUAAGUCACAUACGAUAUUUAUUCAUCGAAUCUGAUGGUAAAAUUGUACCAUGA
Molecule: messenger RNA, 1811 nt
Organism: Quercus lobata
Lineage: Eukaryota; Viridiplantae; Streptophyta; Magnoliopsida; Fagales; Fagaceae
Product: putative disease resistance protein RGA3
Exons: 2
Coding region: 171-1811 (546 amino acids)
Molecular function (GO): ADP binding
Source: RefSeq, a predicted model, not a curated record